Phytomonas sp. Hart1 is the source of this 1647-nucleotide messenger RNA. NCBI's taxonomy places the organism in Eukaryota, Euglenozoa, Kinetoplastea, Trypanosomatida, Trypanosomatidae. The record is from the annotation of a GenBank genome assembly.
AUGCCCUCGGAAGCUUAUAACGUCGGUUGCUACCUGUUGGACCGUCUCGUGGAGAUGGGUUGCAAUAGGGUCUUUGGUGUUCCUGGCGAUUACAACUUGCGCUUUCUUGACGAUGUCGUGUCGAGCAAGGGUCUCGGAUGGGUUGGCUGCUGUAACGAGCUCAACGGUGCAUACGCGGCCGACGGCUACGCCCGCAUACGCGGCAUCGGUGCCGUUCUAACGACGUAUGGUGUGGGCGAGCUGAGUGCGCUCAAUGCCCUUGCCGGAGCCUAUGCAGAGUGCAACCCCGUGGUUCACAUCGUCGGUGCGCCGUCAACCGUUGACGCAGAUGCACAGCUCAUGAAGCAUCACACCCUUGGCGAUGGGUUCUUUCAACACUUCUGCCUCAUGAGCGAGCAAAUUUCCUGCGCAACGACCCGUCUCACGACGCAAAACGCCGUGAUUGAGAUCGACCGUGUGCUGACAGAAAUUCGCUACCAGCGCAAGCCCGGCUACAUCAUGCUGCCGAUGGAUGUGGCGGUGUUUGUGGUGGACCCACCGGUUGCGCCGAUGGCGGUGCGCCAGGCGGAGCUGUGCCCGGAGUCCCUGAAGGCCUUCGCUGCCGGCGUUGAUGAGAAGCUGCGGGUUGCCAAGCGCCCCGCUGCCCUUGUGGGGUACCUGUGCGACCGCUACGCUUGCAAUGCUCUCGCCCAGAAGCUGGUGGACAAGGCCGGCAUCCCGUUCGCACACAUGCUUCUCGGCAAGGGCGCGCUGAACGAGCAGUCCGCGACCUACAUCGGAUGCUACUUCGGUGCCACGUGCAAUGACUACGUCCGCACGACCAUCGAGGAGUCGGAUGCAUGCGUGCUGGUUGGUGUCAAAUUCCACGAUUUCGGCACUGGCUACUUCUCGCACAAGAUUGACAGUGAAAAGACCAUCGACAUCCUGCCCUUCUGCUCUCGCAUCGGCCUCAAGCGCUUCCCCCAGAUACCGAUGGCCAUGGCCAUCGAGGCCGUCUUCACGGCGGCCAUGAAGUACUGCUCGGCGUGGCCCAAGAGUUUCAUGAAGCCACCGAGCUUCGACAAGCCCAACAGCGACAAGUUCAACGGCCACCACUUCUGGAGUGAGGUCCAGGCUGGACUCACGGAGGGCGACAUCGUCGUGGUCGACCAGGGAACCUCUAGCGCCGCCAGCGCUGGCCUUAUCCUGCCCAAGAACGGCACCCUGAUCGUGCAGUGCCUGUGGGGUUCCAUCGGCUACUCCAUCCCGGCCGCCUUCGGUGCCCAGAUGGCCAUGCCGGAACGCCGCGUGGUGCUCGCGGUUGGCGACGGCUCCGCACAGAUGACGGUGCAGGAGUUGGGCUCCUUCAUGCGCUUCGGCCUCCAUCCCGUGAUCUUCCUCGUCAACAACGACGGCUACGUGAUUGAACGCAUCAUCCACGGAUGGAACGCUGAGUACAACGACAUUGCAACAUGGAACUGGAAGGCGGUGAUCAAGGCUCUGACUGUAAAGGACGAGCCCGAGGCAGUCACAGUGCAGGAGCCGGGCAAGAUCCUGCCCAUGAUGGAACGUACCCAGAAGAAACGUGACAAGCUCACCUUUAUCGAGGUCAUGCUUGGCCGCCACGAGAUGCCUAUCGUUGCACUUAUGCCAUUCAUGAACAAGUGA